Onychostoma macrolepis is the source of this 1285-nucleotide messenger RNA. It is a transcript of the gene commd8, whose product is annotated as COMM domain containing 8. The record is from RefSeq and is a predicted model, not a curated record. NCBI's taxonomy places the organism in Eukaryota, Metazoa, Chordata, Actinopteri, Cypriniformes, Cyprinidae. Bases 123 to 905 code for a protein of 260 amino acids. The transcript is spliced from 6 exons.
AGUCAUGGACUUGGCCACAUUUCAGAGUAAGCUCCUGGACAAAUCACGCAUCAACUUUUCAGUUAUUAUAUUUAACCGUUAUAUGGCUUACAGUAACCUACAUCGGAGAACUUUUCCAGUGCAUGAGCUCGUCUCGCGCGCGAGGAUCCUGUGCUCUGAUCAUCAUCAUCAUCAUCACCCGCAGGCGCUACUAUUUUCUCUUUGCGCAACACGUAUUAUCAUGCUUGGUCAAUCGAAAUAAAACGGAAUCCUUUUUAUUUGUACGUAAAAUUGUGCAGCUCAACAUCCUGAAGACGCCACAGAAGAUGACAUUCGAUCACGUGACAUUCGAUCAGCUGACUUCUUUGACGCUGAGGAAGACGACUGACAGCAUUAUGAUAAAAUUUCUCGAAAAACUACCAUCUGAAGAAUGUCCUAAACUCAUACACAGGGUCGUGGAUGGGGUGUGCAGCCGAAGUGGUCCGAGGCGAACAGAUUACGGUGAACGGUGGAGUCUGACAGAAUGGGUGGAGUUAAUGAACACUCUCUCCUCUUUUAUCCGCUUUGCUGUAGGAAGGGGCUGUUCAGAUCAAGAGAUCCAGGAGCUGCUGAGUGAUUUGGACACGGCACAUGCUGAGGCUGUUCUCCAGUGUGUGCGCUCCAGGUUUGAUGAGAUCAGACAUGCUUUGGUGGACAGAACCAAUGGUAUCUCAAGCACACAGCUUCAGGACUUCAACUGGCAGUUAAAGCUGGCAUUGUCCAGCGACAAGCUGUCAGCUUUAAAUACUCCUCUGCUAAAUCUCAGUCUGGACCUGAAGGAGAAUGGAAUUCAGAGGUCGGUGAAUAUAGAAAUGAACAAAGAGGAGCUGCAAACUCUCAUCAGUGCACUAGAGGCUGCUAAUAAGGUUGUUUUGCAGUUGAAAUGAAGAUACCAACCAAAGAUGGUUCUGUGCCAUCAUACUUCCAUAGAGAGGAUUUCUAAGGUCUGUAUUAUGAGACAAUGCCUGCAUGUGGGCAAACAGAAACCUUACGGACAGAACCGGGAACCUGUCGGUGUCUCUACAUGAGGUGUUCAUGAAAGACUGAAUAUUAUUGUUCAAGCUCCAUCAGUAUGGACCACAGUUGAAUUGAAGUUGCCUAAGUAAUGGUGGCAGGGUAUUUUGAGGCUGAGUAUUUUGUACCAUGAAAAGCCAAAUGCCUGCCACAGAAAUCUCCAUGAUUUCUCCAUGAAAUGCAAAUGCAUUUUGAUUUCACACCCCAAAAGGUUGCCUUUCUAAAUAAAGUAACUAAAAACAUUAAAUGUCAA